Prunus persica (peach) is the source of this 3341-nucleotide messenger RNA. RefSeq names its product chaperone protein dnaJ 10. The transcript has 11 exons. NCBI's taxonomy places the organism in Eukaryota, Viridiplantae, Streptophyta, Magnoliopsida, Rosales, Rosaceae. Bases 1771 to 2925 code for a protein of 384 amino acids. The record is from RefSeq and is a predicted model, not a curated record.
CCAAUGGUUGACCUUGUAUUAAAUGGAUGGCCAAAAGAGUUGAUGUUGAAUUCAACCGAGGAAAUGUUUGUUACCUAGGAUAAGGAUAGGAAGCUUGUCUGCGUUGGUUGUGAAAUGUGAUGUGACUGCUGUUCUUUCCCCUUCCAAAAUUAGAAUCUAUGAGUUUCUUGGCUUAAAUUGCCGCUAGCAUUUGGUUCACUUAAUAUAUGCAAAAAGGAAACAGCCAAGAGUUCAGCAAACCGACUUGAAACACAAGAAAAUCAAAAUGCCCAUGAAAUAUGAGAGCUUCAAAUUUUCAUUAUUGUUAGGCAGAAUUAAGCGAGUGAAAUAGCAUGGUGGUUUGUCUCGUCCAUCCGAACCAUUUUCUUCAAUUCCUUUGGUAGUUUAGAUUGGUCUAAGCUAACAUUCACCCAAGUCCACAAAGGUAACCUCCAUUUUCAAACAUAGCUCUUUUUCCCAUCAAUUCAGAUGCUGAUGCUUUAUUUCAUUACGAGUUCAGAUUUAAUUAGUAUUUACUUUCGAGUGAUCUAACAAGUAACGAGUGAUGAACUUGUAAAAUGUAUAUACAUCUGUUACAUGCAAGUCUUUCUCAUAUCGAGAUAUGAAAAGAAAAAGUUAAGCGAAGUAGCAUCGUGGAGUAGUCGUAUGAUUGCACGGUGUCCCUCAAACAGUAGAGGCUUUGUUAUUGGCCUUUUAUGUAAGGUGUUAUACAUUUUAUUUUGGUUAUUUUUUCAAUAUAAACUCUAAAUAUCAAACUUUAUACUCUAUAAGCUUUGAUUUUAUAUUUCUAAAACCGUAUGGAAACAUUAUAAACAAAAGAAAUGUCAGUACAGAAUUUUGAGGUUCCUCUAUCGUGAAGGUUGCCUAAUGCCCACCUCUUUUAUUAUUUUUGAAAUUUAAAAUUUUAAUUUAAAAAUAACAAAACAAUGUUUUUGAAGUGUUAGUUUCCAAAUGUUUACAAUUAUUCAUCUCCUCCAUAAUUCAUGGUUUAACAAUAUAGUACAAAAACAAAAGAGAAUCGUUGAAUUAUGAGUGAUUUAAAAACAAAAGAAGCAGAUAGAGCAUAUCAAAUUGUUAAGAGGAUAUGGUAGAAUCUCCCCUUCAUGGGGAGUUAGAUUUUAAAGGCACAUGGAAAAGUAAGUAGGGUCCUAAACUCAAUCAAAACACCAUUUGGGCCCAUGUGAAAAAGCCCGGAUCAAAGCAGAACCUGGCCUCACACACGGACCCACAGUGGAAAAAGAGGCCCACACCAGCAAAGAACCCAACCCAGUGAGACAGUGACAUUUCUGGAACUUAAAAAUUGGAAAGCAGUUGAAAAUAUUGUCACUUCAAAUUCGUGAACUUAAGACAUGAUUUGUAUUUUGGUUCUCCAAUUUGCAAAAUGAUUGUUGUAGUCUUGAAAUUCCACUUUCAUUAGCAGUGUUGAUCGAGAUUUGUUGAAUUUUAUGUCAUAUUUUAGAGGUAAAAAAGGAUCAACACUGAUAAUGAAAGUGGAGUUCAAAACAAACUAUUUUACAAAAUUAAGGAUCAAAAUACAAAUCGAAUGUAAGUUGAAGACCACUACAAGUGAAAAGCCACAUGAUAUAAUAGAAAAAGUAUGCAGAUGCCUAUCCCCCGUCAUAAUAAGCGCCACCAUGGGGACACUUCAAAAAAGUAGAACUGUUGUGCUCCCGCGAAAAAGUGGUUUUCAAGCCUUUGUUUAUUCCUCUGUGGAACUGGAAAGCUGAGCUCUGGGAGAUUCUUCAGUCAAAAGCAACUAAUUUAGCAAGAAUGGUGAAGGAAACUGAGUUCUAUGAUGUCCUCAGCGUCAGUCCCUCAGCUUCUGAGGAAGAAAUUCGCAAGGCUUAUUAUAUUAAGGCAAGGCAAGUUCAUCCGGACAAAAAUCCAAAUGAUCCUCAGGCUGCUGAAAGAUUUCAGGUACUAGGUGAAGCUUAUCAAGUUUUGAGUGAUCCAGUGCAAAGAGAUGCAUAUGAUCGAAAUGGAAAGUAUUGCAUAUCUAGGGAAACCAUGCUUGACCCCACAGCUGUCUUUGCUUUUCUUUUCGGAAGUGAAUUAUUUGAGGACUACAUAGGACAUCUAGCUGUAGCAUCAAUGGCCUCUUCUCAAUUAGCUGGUGAAGGUGACAGCCCUGAAAAAGUGCAUGAUAAAUUGAAGGCUGUCCAGAAAGAAAGAGAAGAAAAGCUAGCAAAAUCACUCAAGGAUUUUCUUAAACAAUAUGUUCAAGGUGACAAAGAGGGAUUCUUACAGCAUGCUGAAUCUGAAGCUGGACGACUUUCUGAUGCAGCCUUUGGAAUUGAAAUGCUACACACUAUUGGCUACGUAUAUUCGAGACAAGCAGCACAAGAGCUUGGAAAGAAAACCAUAUUCCUAGGAGUACCAUUUUUGGCUGAGUGGGUACGGAAUAAGGGACAUUUCUGGAAGUCACAGAUGACUGCUGCAAAAGGUGCUUUUCAGUUGCUCCAACUUCAAGAAGAAAUCCGUCGGCAAUUUAAAAUGGAUGGAAGCGGCCCUGAAAAUGAUGUUGAAUCACAUAUACGCUUAAACAAAGACACACUUUUGAACUCAUUGUGGAAAUUGAAUGUGGUGGACAUUGAAGUAACUCUCAUGCAUGUUUGUCAAAUGGUUCUACGGGAAAAUAACGUUAGAAAAGAUGAACUUAAAGCUCGUGCUCUGGCGCUCAAACACCUUGGAAGGAUAUUUCAGGAGGAAAAGCAGACACGAAAUGGUGGAACUUCAAGAAGGAAAAGUUCAGCUGACACAGACGACGACGGGAGCAGUUCCGAUAGCAGUUCUGAAGAGGAUUCGCCACGACCACUUUCAUAUAGAACUCCUUUUCUCACUCAGGGUAUUGGCAGGCUCUUCAGGUGCCUUUGCAAUCCAGCAUUUGAUGUUGAUGACGAAGAGAUUGUUUACAAAAGCAAAUGAUAUGCAAUGCAUGAGAUUAUAUGUAAAAGAAGGAAAAGUUGACAAGCGUACGUGAGAUGGCAAAGCAUAUAUAUAAGUUAUAACAGAGGGUGAAAGCUGUCGUGGUAAAUCGAGGAUUUUGUUAUAUUCAUGCUAGAGAAUGGCGCAAGCCAGUGUCGUGUGUCAAAAUGUAUUUAUUCAUUGCCCUCAUUAUUGUGGAACAGUUCCAUUUUCAAAUAUGUUCAAUUUUUACAGUGAUAUAUAUAUGUAAUCGCAACAACGAAGCUUUCUCUUCAGUUUCAGACUCUCUUUAGAGUCUUCCGCGUGGACGAGGGCGAAUAUAUCUUGUAAACAGAUGUGAGAAAUAUAAGCAUGAUUGUCACUUGGUCAGUUUUGUUAGAAUUAGAUUUCUGAACGGAUUGCGAUUUGUCCAAUUA